AUGGCGCCAACGUUCAAGAUCGCAGUGAUCCAGUUUGAGCCCAAGGCCAUGGACAUUGAAGGCAACUUUGUCAAAGCAUGCUCCUACCUUCGACAGGCUGCCGAGUCGGACUGUCAUCUUGCUGUCCUCCCUGAGUUUCACCUCACAUCGUGGGUUCCCGAUGAACCCGGCUUUCGCCUCGCCUCUGUGGAAUCCAGUCGGUAUCUAGAUGAGUACCAGAAGCUCUCUCUCGAAUUGAAGAUGAGUAUUGUCCCUGGCACAAUAUGCGAGAAAACAGGCCCGCCCGACGAGCAAGGUAUAGGCAACGUGGCGUACUUUAUCAACGGUGAAACGGGUGCGAUCUCUGGGAAAUAUCAGAAAAAGAACCUCUGGCAUCCAGAAAGACAACAUCUCGUCUCGUCGGGUGACGAGCCACAUGGGGCCUUUGACAUCAAUCUGAGGCGCGAGGAUGGUCGGCCUGUCAGGGCUGGCAUGCUUAUUUGCUGGGAUCUCGCUUUCCCGGAGGCGUUUCGAGCGCUAAUUGCUGAUGGCGCGCAGAUCAUCAUCAUUCCUUCGUGGUGGUUUCCCAACGACAUUUCGGAUUCGGCCCUGGCUAUCAAUCCAAGUUCGGAGGCGGUUUUCAUCAAGAGUGCGACGGAAUGCAGGGCAUUCGAGAACACUGCCGCCAUCGCGUUUGCCAACGCUGGCGGCCUGAGCAGUAUCACCAUGCCGGUGCAAGGCUGUCUGGGGCGACUUGGAAUCGGCGAGGAGGGUGUGUUGGUGAGGGAGAUCGACAUGGCAGUGCUCGAUGUCGCAGAAGAAAAUUACAAGGUGAGAACGGACAUGCAAAGAGAAGGGUGGCACUACAACUAUACCUUGACGAGGAACUGA
Messenger RNA from Emericellopsis cladophorae, 870 nucleotides. RefSeq names its product Nitrilase-like protein. Lineage: Eukaryota; Fungi; Ascomycota; Sordariomycetes; Hypocreales; Bionectriaceae. Bases 1 to 870 code for a protein of 289 amino acids. Gene Ontology annotation, molecular function: hydrolase activity, acting on carbon-nitrogen (but not peptide) bonds, in linear amides. The record is from RefSeq and is a predicted model, not a curated record. The transcript has 2 exons.